AUGCUCGAUUAUUUACAAUUGAAAGGAAUUCUGUUUGGUUAUCAUAGAGACAUCUCAACACUUGAUGAAACUGAUUAUCUUGAUGGAGACAGUUCUAUUCCAAUAUGGCAAAAUGCUAGUUGCAAUAUACCUGAUUUACCAUAUUUAUUGGGAAAUUAUACUACUUUUAUUGAUAUUAGAAGAGGACCGGGAAUUGGUCAUAUUGUAUAUGAUGAAAAAACAAAUACGCAAUAUAUAAAUGUCACUGGUUGUUCAAAUAAGUCAACCUUUCAAUACCAUUAUAAAUCAAUGAAUUAUUCUUGGGCAGUUUGGAAUCAAGAGAAAGAUGGCUUAUUUAAAAUGGACGAAAAAUAUGUAUUUUUACAAUGUGAUGACAAAGCAAAUGCCACCAUGUUUAGAAAAGAAAUCAAAACAAUUGAUGCUACAGUUAAUGAAAAACUUGAAAGUCGUACAGCUCCAACUAUUCCUGGUGAUCCAGAUCACCCCUCGCCAUUGAUUGAUGAUGUUGUGAUGUUUUUAUUAGAUGCUGAGACCAGAGAAAAAUUUAAACAAGAAUUCACACAAAUCAUGGAAUUUUUCAAUAAUUCAGAGAAAUAUACAGGUGGUACACAUAAAUGGUUUUCUAUGGAAAGAUACAAUGUGAUGGGUUGGAAUUCUGCCCCAAAUAAACCAUAUAUUUAUGGUGGUCAAAGCUUACCAGAUCUAGAAGAUGGUCAUAAUGCAAAUUGGUUAUGGGAUGUUUAUGAAGAACAGGGUUUUGUGACUGCUCAUUCUGAUGGUUCUUGUGGUGGUUUUGUCGAACCAUUGGAUUGGGACAUGGGAGAUAUGACUCAUUGGUAUAUUGAAGAGAAAUUGAGGGAUGGGUAUAAGAGAAUUCAACCUGGUUACCAUCAAUUCCCAACUGAUUCAAUAUGUGACAAUUUCAAUCUAAUAAGAGAAACUGAUGAAAAAACUCGAUUCAAUGAAUCUUGUGUAUUCUUAAAUGGAACAAGUGAAAUGACUUGGAUGCAAGGUUAUACCUUUGGCUCUGGUCCUUAUUGUAUGGGGCAUAAAACUAUUUCACAACAUACACUUGAUUGGGUUGAAGAAUUCUUAAAUGUUUACAAAGGUAAAAAACGUUAUGUAUCAGCAACAUUUCUAGACACUCAUAUUGAUGGGCAAUACCAUACAGAAUUUGGUAGUAAUAUUAGAUCAUUAAUUGAGAAAAUGAUUGUUGGCAACAAACAAACUGGUGAAGGUCCACUACUCUCAAAAAAUAGCGCAAUAAUUAUUCAUAGUGAUCAUGGACUCCAUUAUAGUUCAGAGUAUACAUUUUUCGAAGGAUAUUUACAUCAUAAACAACCUACAAUGAUGAUGUUAUUACCAAACCAACUGCUUGAUUCACAUCCCAAUUUUGGUUAUUCUCUCAAAGAAAAUCAAUAUCGCCUUUCAACUCAUAUGGAUUUACAUCAAACAUUAUUACAUUUAGCAUAUGGAGGUGGUGGUGAAAAAUAUAUGCCAAGGGAUUUGAAAUCCACAACUUUAGCUGAUUAUUUAGAAUAUAACAAAUAUAUAAAUAAAUUUUUAUCAAGCUCCACUUUCAGGAAAAUAACAAAUAAUCCUGAUGCUCAUGAUGUUAAGACCAAAGCACAAAUUUAUGGUCAGUCAUUCCUCACCCCAAUGUAUAAAUUGCGCACUUGUGAUACAUUGAAUAUACCACGUGAGUUUUGUCCAUGCAUGGAAUUUCAGCAAAUUGAUUAUCAGAAUGUGGAUCAAAAGAAAUUAGUUGAUAUGGCAAUGUUCAAGGCAACAAUUUACAUCAAUGAAUUCCUAAAGAGCAAUCAGUAUGACAGUGUGUGUCAGUUGUUUAAUUAUGAAAGUGACAAUAACUCAAAUAACACAAUGAAAUUUGAUAGUGGAUUUUAUAAUCCACAUACAUGGGCAGAAUAUGAGUUAUAUCGAAUAACUGUCUCCAUCAAAAAUUUCAAAGCAUUAUUAUCCAUUCAAACCACAAAAAAUAUUUUAUUAUGGUCAGCACCUGAUAGUACUUCGCAGAUUGAAAUUGCCCAAGAAACAAGAUUUGCUGAUGAAUGGGAAAAAUGUCGACCUAGACUAAGAGAAAAAUUGAAUCAAUCUGCUGAUAAAGUUGAGAAUGAAAUAGAAAAAAUUGCAAGACAAUUUUGUUUUUGUUCAAACGAUUUUAACUUAUAG
Molecule: messenger RNA, 2190 nt
Organism: Entrophospora sp. SA101
Lineage: Eukaryota; Fungi; Glomeromycota; Glomeromycetes; Entrophosporales; Entrophosporaceae
Source: the annotation of a GenBank genome assembly